This is a messenger RNA of Ruditapes philippinarum (Manila clam), 1687 nucleotides long. Its product is annotated as eukaryotic translation initiation factor 2 subunit 2-like. Lineage: Eukaryota; Metazoa; Mollusca; Bivalvia; Venerida; Veneridae. Bases 143 to 1117 code for a protein of 324 amino acids. The record is from RefSeq and is a predicted model, not a curated record. Gene Ontology annotation, cellular component: eukaryotic translation initiation factor 2 complex. The transcript is spliced from 9 exons. Gene Ontology annotation, biological process: formation of translation preinitiation complex; formation of cytoplasmic translation initiation complex; translational initiation. Gene Ontology annotation, molecular function: mRNA binding; translation initiation factor binding; translation initiation factor activity.
CGUAUCAUAAAUGUCCUUCACCUUUACGAAAACUGAUGCAAUGUAAAAAUCAGCUGUUGAAAACAGAUGUAAAUACGUAUAUUUGAUCGUGAACUUUAGAAUAAAUUUGUUAUAUUUGGAGAACAUAGUUAAAACAUAAAAAAUGGCGGACGAAGAAAUGUUACCCUUUGACCCUAGCAUGAAAAAGAAGAAGAAGAAAAAGAAGACAGGGUUUGAUCCAGAUGCUGUUGAUGAUGCUCCAGCAGAGGCACCCGCUGAAGAAACAGCUACAGAAGAGAAAGCUAGUGAAGCAGAACAAGUCCAAGAAAAACCAGUGGAUGAAGAACUGUCAUUGGAUUUUGGUGGUUUGAAGAAAAAGAAAAAGAAGAAGAAAAUGGACAUGGAUGAUUUGAAAGAUGCUUUACCUACAGAAGAUACAGAAGAACCAGCUGAUGACGGAGGUGUAGUGGUUGAUACAAGUUCCAAUGAUGCUGAUCUAUCUCUACCAAUGAAGAAGAAGAAAAAGAAGAAAGUUGAUUUUGAUGAAUUUUCUAAGCCGGAGCCAGAUGGUGGUGAGGAAAUCUAUGAUACAACUGACAGUGAUAAGAAAUCAGGAAGUUCAAAGGGCAAGGCUUGGGUAGGGUCUGACCGAGAUUAUUCAUAUGAUGAGUUGCUCACAAGAGUGUUCGAUAUAAUAAAAGAGAAGAAUCCUGAAAUGGUGACGGGUGAGAAAAAGAAAAUUGUCAUGAGACCUCCGCAGGUCCUCAGAGCUGGUGCAAGAAGAACGUCUUUUGCAAACUUUGCUGAAAUAAGUAGAAUGUUACAUAGACAGUCAAAACAUGUGUUAGCCUUUUUAUUAGCUGAAUUGGGUACAAGUGGUUCAGUAGAUGGUAACAAUCAGUUAAUUAUUAGAGGAAGAUUUAACCAGAAACAAAUAGAAAAUGUUUUAAGAAGAUAUAUUAAGGAAUAUGUAACUUGUCAUACGUGUAAAUCCCCGGACACAUUGCUUCAGAAAGAGGAACGUUUGUUUUUCUUACAAUGUGAAACAUGUGGAUCCAGAUGCUCCGUGGCCAGUAUCAAAUCAGGUUUCCAGGCCGUUACAGGACGUAGAGCAGCUAUGCGCGCAAACGCGCAAUAGAAAAAUAUUUCCAACUAGUGCUAAUAUAAUUAUGAUUUAGGAGAGGAGUAUGUGAAAAUCGGGUGUUUUGAUAAAGCGCGGCAGUUCAUGUGUAAUUCCCAGUAUCUAAGUGAUUGAUUGAAAAUAAAAGCUAAUAAACAAAAAACAACAAAUGUACACGUAUCCUUUUAUGGAUUUGGUUCUUUAUAUGACAACAUCAAGGGAUACCCUGGUGAAAGAAACUGACAGAUCUUUUCUGGCCAGUGGUGUCUUUUUUCUGUGAAUUCUGCUUUAUUUUGAUGUUAUUUGUACAAGUUAAAGUUCAGGAAUAGAUCAAAAUAAGGAUUGAGUGGGGACACAAAAAAUCUAAGAUUACCAUGUUAUAUUUAAGGUCUGUAACCUUCAGAAAAUUACUUAGAAUUUAAGAUUACAGUUUGAUUUUUUUUAAGUUCAAAAAUAAUGUUAUUUUAAUAUUUAUUUAUUUCAAAAAGGGAAUGGUUAAAAAUAAAGUUAUUGUUAGUUACUUUUGAUCUUUUUUUAAUGGAAACUUGAGGGAAAUGUUGAAAUCUCACAUUUGAAAGGACAUUUUUA